Odobenus rosmarus divergens (Pacific walrus) is the source of this 880-nucleotide messenger RNA. It is a transcript of the gene SFR1, whose product is annotated as SWI5-dependent recombination repair 1. NCBI's taxonomy places the organism in Eukaryota, Metazoa, Chordata, Mammalia, Carnivora, Odobenidae. The coding region runs from base 1 to 738 and encodes 245 amino acids. Gene Ontology annotation, biological process: positive regulation of DNA-templated transcription; double-strand break repair via homologous recombination. The record is from RefSeq and is a predicted model, not a curated record. The transcript has 4 exons. Gene Ontology annotation, cellular component: Swi5-Sfr1 complex.
AUGGCGGAGGGAGAGGUAAACCAAGAUUUUAUUUUCAAGAUGGAAAACCCAUCCCACUCAGGUGUGAUUUUACCUAGCACUCCACGGGCUUGCGCCAAUCCACCAUCUCCCGGGACAAGUAGCACAAGAAAACAACCUAUGAGUGCAACACUUAGAGAACGAUUGAGGAAAACUAGAUCUUCAUUUAAUUCCUGUUACAGUGUGGUGAAACGUCUUAAAGUAGAGAAUGAAGAAAACGAUCAGACUUUUCCUGAGAAACCAGCAUCUUCAAUAGAAGAAAACUGUUUGGAACUUCAAGAAAGUUUUAAACACAUAGAUGGUGAAUUCAAAGAAAAUACAUAUUUGAAAAAUACCUUCAAGAGUAUCAGUGCAUGUGAAUCUAAAUCUCUUGAUACUGAGUCUUGCAGUGAUCUCCAAAGUGACUUUGUGAAUGAGAAUCUUCCAAAACAAGGAUUAGGUGAAGAAAGAGCAAAAUUGGUGAAGCAGAUUGAGGAGAAAGAAGACUUUCUUCGGAGGCUAAAACUGGUCAAAAUGUAUAGAUCAAAGAAUGACCUGUCUCAGUUACAGGUGUUAAUACAGAAGUGGAGAAGCUGUAGCCAGCUGUUGCUUUAUGAGUUGCAGUCAGCUAUGUCUGAGGAGAACAACAAACUCAGCCUUACUCAGCUGAUAGACCACUGUGGGUUAGAUGAUAAAUUACUACACUAUAACAGAAAUGAAGAAGAGUUUAUUGGUGUUUAAUUCAUAAUUUUUUCUCCAGAAUAUUUUUGAGAAUGACAACUUAAAAGAUAAUACAUUUUAAAAGGAAGGUAGAAACCAUUAGGGCCUAGAGAAAGGUAUCUUGAUGAACAUCAAUUUAGGGCACUCUGUUAUAUAAAUAUAA